This is a messenger RNA of Vigna unguiculata (cowpea), 621 nucleotides long. RefSeq lists its product as uncharacterized. The record is from RefSeq and is a predicted model, not a curated record. Gene Ontology annotation, molecular function: aspartic-type endopeptidase activity; zinc ion binding; nucleic acid binding. Gene Ontology annotation, biological process: proteolysis. Lineage: Eukaryota; Viridiplantae; Streptophyta; Magnoliopsida; Fabales; Fabaceae.
AUGGGGCCUAGUCGAGUAGUCAAGCCACAGAGGAAUAUUGUAGAGGCUAGACAUCAGAAGAAGCCUUACAACCGACCACAGACCUUGUCACAAGGGUUAAAGUGUUUCCAAUGUGGGGGAGAACAUUUGAAGAGAGGCUGCCCCAGACUUACUAGAAAUGUAGGGGCUAGUGUCGGCGACCGAAAAUGCUUUGUAUGUGAUCAAAUCGGCCAUUUUGCUGAUAAGUGUCCCAAUAAGAAGACAGUUGCAAAGCCACGACCACAGUUGCCUUCAAUAGAAAGGCCUAGAGUUGCAGGAAGGGUAUUCGCCCUAACCAGUACAAAGGCAAAUCGAUUAGGUAACCUUAUACAAGAUAUAUGUGUAAUGUUGGGUCAGAAUGUGUGGGUGCUUUUUGAUUCGGGAGCCUCGCACUCUUUUAUUUCUAAUGCUUGUGUGGGGAGGUUAAGAUUGGAGGUUUGUAAUUUGGGGUGCGAGCUAGUAGUCUCGACACUAGCGUUUGGGAAAGUUACAACCAAUUCUAGUUGUCAUGGAUGCUCGAUCAAAGUGGCGGGUCGUAGGUUCAAGGUGAACCUCAUCUGCUUGUCGUUGGAGGGUUUGGAUAUGAUAUUGGGGAUGGACUAG